Messenger RNA from Drosophila innubila, 2801 nucleotides. Its product is annotated as solute carrier family 41 member 2. The transcript is spliced from 8 exons. NCBI's taxonomy places the organism in Eukaryota, Metazoa, Arthropoda, Insecta, Diptera, Drosophilidae. The record is from RefSeq and is a predicted model, not a curated record. The coding region runs from base 582 to 2567 and encodes 661 amino acids. Gene Ontology annotation, molecular function: monoatomic cation transmembrane transporter activity. Gene Ontology annotation, cellular component: plasma membrane. Gene Ontology annotation, biological process: monoatomic cation transport.
ACGCACCCGACAACACACAUACAAUGUAAUCCAAAUAAUUCUGGCUCUUUCAAAAACAUUUUUUUUCAAUUUAUAUUCUUCACGCAUUUUCUUAAUAACUUAAAAGAAGUAUUUAAACUAUAACUCACUUACAUCUAACUUAAUUUAUUAAAAUUUGCAAGGAAGUCAAUCAAUUUUUGUGUGAUAUUUCGAUUUUCGAUUCUGUUCAGUGAUAGUUCCAACUCUGAGAACCUUAAAUUAAAAGAAACCUUUGCACUUGCAAACUAUGCCAAAACAUUAAUGGGGCAUAACUAAGUAAAAAAAAUAAAAGAAAAACCUUAAUAGAUAUACGCAAAUAUACAUAAUAUAUUAUUGCACCUUUAUAAGUUGCAACUGUUUAACAAAAAAAUUAUUUUUUUAGCAAGUGUUUAGUUUCAAUUGUAGUUAACUUAAUGAAUUUCCAUUGUGCAACUGAGAAUACUCACAUCAAACACACAGUUGCAUAAUUGGCUUAAACUUUAGCUGCUGGGCACGCUUAAAGUCAUUCCAAAACAAACUCGCCCACACAAACACGCUGACACAAAAACCGAACUAAUGCAAAAAUGUCGCAGACAAACGAACCGCAGAACCCAACAGCAAGCAAUACUGACCACACAGACCACACCAUCCAAAACACAGGCAACACACAAUCCCACAAUCCCAGUCCAUCCAUACCAAAUGAGCUGAAGCAGCGACAGAAAUCUUCGCUCUCACCGCUGAAUGUGCGACGACUUUCCUCCUAUGCCGCCCACAAUGAAGCCGCCGAUAUUGGGGCAGAUGAUGGUGUGCUGCCGCCAUCGUCCACAACCAUCAAUAUACAUUCGAUCAACAACAACAAUAACAACAACAACAACAACACCAAUACCAAUAACAACAAUAACACAUCAUCAACGUCCUCAUUAUACUCCACGCCACCAAUAUACCAACAACAAUUAUCAACAAUGACCACAACGACACCGUUAGAUGCGGCUGUGGAUGAUAAAUACAAGUUAUUUACCAUCUUCAAUGGAAACGACCCCGACAAUGAGAAGUUGUCCGGGCUUCCACAUUCAACAACUGGUUCACUAAGCUCAAUCAUCACGACGUCCAUAGCAUCCUCCGAACCGGAUCCUGGGGCGGCGGGCGGUGGCGGUGGCAGUGGCGGCGGUGGAGGUGGGGGCGGUCAUGGAGGCAGCGGCGGACCCGGCGCUCUCGCAGCAGAUGCAUGCAGCAUUGCGGGCAUCAAUGGCAGCUCCGAGGAAAAGUUGGCACUCAAUCGUCCGGGCAUCAAGCAGGAGAAAUGGACAACAAUAUUACUCCAGGUGUCCAUACCUUUCUUUCUGGCUGGCAUUGGAACCAUUGGAGCUGGCAUUGUACUUGGGCGCGUCGAGAAAUGGUACGUCUUCAAGAAUGUUAGUGAGCUAUUUAUCCUGGUGCCAGCACUGCUUGGCCUGAAGGGUAAUCUGGACAUGUGUCUAGCCUCGCGUCUCUCCACUCAGGUCAAUCUGGGCAAUAUGACAUCGCGUUCGAAUGUGGUGCGUAUGAUCGUCGGCAAUAUAGCUCUGGUGCAAGUGCAGGCCACUGUGGCCUCCUUCUUGGUGGCCAUGUUUGCAAUGAGCGUGGGUGCGGCGAUGACAGGUAGCUUCCACUUUGAGAAUGCGAUGCUGUUGACCGCAUCGGCCAUGUUUACGGCAACAUCGUCGUGCUUUGUCCUAGAUUUUGUGCUGGUCGCUGUGAUUUUAUUCUCUCAAAAGUAUCGCCUGAAUCCGGAUAACCUGGCCACGCCACUGGCUGCUUCUAUUGGAGACGUUGUGUCGAUCAGUUUACUGUCUUUCAUUGCCUCUCUACUCUAUGAGAAUAUAAAGACCCAUCUGUGGAUCACUUUCAUCGUGGUCACCUGCUAUCUGGUGCUGCUUCCCAUGUGGGUUGUCAUUGUGCUCAAAAAUGAGUAUACUCGACCGGUGCUAAAGAGCGGUUGGGUGCCGGUCCUCUCGGCGCUCUGUAUAAGCGGGCUCGGAGGCCUCGUAUUGGAUGCGGCUGUUGAGGUAUUCAAUGGCUUUGUGGUCUUUCAGCCGAUCAUUAACGGUAUUGGCGGCAAUCUGGUAUCAGUACAGGCCAGCAAGAUAUCAACCAUGCUGCAUCAGAGCUCAAUUAUUGGCAUUAUACCACCGCACACGAAGGUCGUCGAGUGGCCGUGGCGUGCACUGUUCAAGGGCGUUCCCUAUGCUAAGACGGCCCGCAUUCUUAUCGCCAUGUCGAUACCAGGCAAUGUAUUGUUCAUAUUUGCUGCCGACUAUAUAAACAUGAACACGACGACUGUCACGUGGGUGUUUAUGCUAUCAUAUCUAAUAGCCAGUUUGAUACAGGUAAUGCUGCUGCUCUAUAUUGCGCAUAUCAUAGUGCACGCCAUGUGGAAAUGGAAGAUCGAUCCGGAUAACUCGGCCAUACCAUAUCUGACUGCGCUGGGUGAUCUGCUGGGCAGCAGUUUGCUGGCAGUCGCGUGGCUCUUUACGAUGUCGGUUAACAUGCAAUACGGCUCCAAUUUGGAUACACUAAAUGCGCCCAACUAGCGCCCAACUCUUCACUCCUCCUCACAUGGUAGCCUACAUACUAAAUUGCAUAGCUGUGGGGUGGCAUCGCUUUUGAUGGCGCCCAGUUUCUUAGUUAGCACGCAAUAAGAUAUUGCAAAAUUGAAAAUUAUACGAUAAUUGCGGACACAACAACAACACAAUACAAAGAACUGUAAUGUACCUAAAUUCUAACAUAGAAAUGUAUCUAUGCAUACACAAAGAAAGACACCAAAA